AUGGCGCAUUCCCUGGCUUCGAGCCAACAUUCUAGGAACUCCACGUUGUCCAUUCAGAGCCGCUCGUUUGCGAGGCCCCUGAUCGGCAAGCCCCUCGGCAGGCCAGCGUGUGCGUCCCAGCAGGGCGUAGACAAGGCCACCAAGCCCACCCCCUCCACCGUCCCCGUGACCAAGGAGGAGGCGUCCACCCCUGACUACUACAGCGCUGUCACGAUCGGGAACCCCCCGAUCAAGUCUCGACUUGCCUACUGCACAUUUGCCUCUUCCUCUAACUUCACAUCUGCCUCUGCGUCUGUGCCGUUCUCUUCCGCCGCUUUUGCGUCUGCGCCGUUCUCCGCCCCGCCGUCCUCCGCCCCCAACGCCCCGCAGCCCAGGCCCAAGAUUUCUAUCAAGCUGCCCAAGGACAUCAAGGUGGACAGCAGCAUCAGCACCAGCAGCUGGAAGACGGCGGCGCCACCCAGCCCUCUGCCCACUGCGCCCGCGCCCAUCACCUUCAGCCUGUCUCAGCAGCCCCCCAGGCAGCAGCAGCAGCAGCAGCAGGAGCAGCAGCAGCAGCAGCAGCAGCAGCAGCAGCAGCAGCAGCAGCAGCAGCAGCAGCAGCAGCAGCAGCAGCAGCAGCAGCAGCAGCAGCUCUGGCAGCAGCAGCAGCUCUGGCAGCAGGAGCAGGAGGACAACAAGCCCCGCGAUGAGUUUGAGGAGGAGCAGCAGCUGCGGGCGAAGCGCCGCUUUAUGGACCUGCCCAAGGCAGCGGUGGGCGCCGUCGCGGCCGCCAUCGGCAGCGCCGCCAGCGCCGCCGUGAGCAUGGUCAGCGCCGUCGCAGGCUCCGCCUCCAUUGUGGUGCGCCGCGCCACCGCCAAGCGCACCAGUGCGCCUCCCUCCUGCACCGUGUGCCCGGCUCCUGCGCCAGCGCCAGCGCCGUGCUGCCCUGUGCCUGCGCCGGCACCCGCGCACGCGCUGCCCUCUGUGCCCUACCAGCCGCGAGAGGUGGUGCGCAGUGUCAGCAUCCGCGCACCUGUGUUCACCUUUGACCUCAGCGACGAUGACGACGACGACGAGACCAGCAGCGGCUGCCAGCGUGCGCGCGCCAAUGCAGAGGCGCUGGGGGCCAUCACUGGCGGCGUCGCUGGCCUCAGGCUGCAGGAGGAUGAGGCAACCCCCAUGGAGGGCUGGUACUGGUGGGAGGAUGAUGAGGUCAGGCAGCAGCACCAGCAGCACCAGCAGCACCAGCAGCACCAGCAGCACCAGCAGCACCAGCACCAGCACCAGCACCAGCACCAGCACCAGCACCAGCACCAGCACCAGCACCAGCAGCAACAGCAGCAGCUCUGGCAGGAGCAACAACUCUGGCAGCAGCAGCAAUUCUGGCAGCAGCAGCAGCAGCAGCAGCAGCAGCAGCAGCAGCAGCAGCAGCAGCAACAGCAGCAACAGCAGCAACAGCAGCAGCUCUGGCAGGAGCAACAACUCUGGCAGCAGCAGCAAUUCUGGCAGCAGCAGCAGCAGCAGCAGCAGCAGCAGCAGCAGCAGCAGCAGCAGCAGCAGCUCUGGCAGCAACAGCAGCAGAAGCAGCUCUGGCAGCAGCAACAGCAGCAGCUCUGGCAGCAGCAGCAGCUCUGGCAGCAGCAGCAGUUCCAACAACUGGCCCCAUCCUGUGUCGAACCUUCAGGCGCGGGUGAUGACGGGGAUGUCACGAUGACUGACGCGCCUGAGGAGUCGCCGACGAUGUCCCAGCUGCCCACCCUGAGCUUCGCCGGCGCUGUCAACCCCCACAUGCUGGCGCCCUACCCGGUGCUGAGGCCAAUCACCGACAUCGUCAUCCCUGAGCCCGAGCCCAAGGCUGUGCGAGCACCAGCGCCCUCUAUCACGGAGCAGGCGUCUGAGGAGCAGCAAAAGCGCCGCCUCGAGGACUCAUUCCGCCUGGACGGCGCUGCGAGCCCGGAGCUCCCAGCGCCUCAGGCCGGCGGCGUGAGCAGCAGCGCCGCCCGAGACGCAACGUCGCAGGCCCGCGCCCCUGCCGCCGCAGACGCCGCAGCUUGGCCGCCUGCAGCGCUGCGUCUGCCGCGGUGGCUGGUCGAGGCGGAGCGGCGGCUGGAGGCAGACCUGCCCACGAUUGGGCUGACGGUGUUGUUCAUGGUGGCGCUCAUUGGCUACGAGCGGGGCGUGCAGUCGCUGCUGGACAAUGUGUUUGGGGACAGCCCCAAGGGCUCCGUGGCCUGUAUUAUCAUGGGCCUGUGGCUGGUUUUUGGCGUGAAGCUGUCUGGCGUGCGCUGGACUGCCGUCUGGGACGUGUCGGCCGGAAGCAAUCGCGGCAGCCGGCGGCAGCAGUAG
Monoraphidium neglectum is the source of this 2325-nucleotide messenger RNA. RefSeq lists its product as hypothetical. NCBI's taxonomy places the organism in Eukaryota, Viridiplantae, Chlorophyta, Chlorophyceae, Sphaeropleales, Selenastraceae. The transcript has 7 exons. The record is from RefSeq and is a predicted model, not a curated record. The coding region runs from base 1 to 2325 and encodes 774 amino acids.